GCACGCGGUUUAAGACAAGAGCCUCACUUUGAAUAAUGAACGAGGUCGCGCAUGCGCUAAAUUGAGUCUGCCCUAUCACCCAGCGUACAAUGGGAACAUGAUUGAUAAGGGGGACACAGUUUCAGACAUCAGACGGCUACCGCCGCAGAGGGUUAUAGGAGAUCAAGGAUGAGUAACUCUAGUCAGAAUAAGCCGUUGAGACUCGGAUGAACUCCCCCUGACAACAGGUUUGAUUGACAUGAUGAUUACCUUGAUGAUGGAUGCUCCUUGACGGGGUCAAGCUAUUUGGACGACUAUGAUGGUCUUGUCUUAAGCUACACAUAACGUUCAAUGGCCUGGACUAAUGGUAAACAAAUCAGUGGUUCUCAAUUUUUUUAAUUGGAGCGGCAGCAGAUUCAACCUCUAUCCAUCUUGGUCUGAACCACUGCUUUUUUUCCUGUAUAUACGUGAACGGGAAAGUUGAAACGCUGCUGAUUUAUGUCAUGUUGACCUUAAGCUGACCAGUAACUGACCAAACUUUAAGUAUCGCAUUACAGGUAACAAAAAAAAUUUGGUUAAAAUCAUUGAAGAAUUGGUCACGUGAGUAAUCUUUUUCUUUAAUCCUUUGGUUUUAACUAGUAUUUUGGUUUCAGGGUUGAGUAAAAAAAUAAGGUAAGUGGUCAGUUGUUGUCCAGUCUCGUGUCCACCCUACAAUCGUCUGGGACGUCCUGUUUGUCAAUGUUGCAUUUGUCGAUGUGUGUCCUUGUCGGUCUUCCUUGUUGCUAGGGAACGCAGCGAUCAUGCGUCAUCUUCAUCAUCACCAACAACGCUAACAAAAAGUCUUUCCUCAGCAGAUGCAUGGUGCCUUUUUUUUUUCAAUUUUUUCAGACAGGGGAAACAACCAAGUAAAAAAGAAUUUUAUUAUGAGUUACUUACCUUGCAGGAUGUCGCCGGGACCAGAUUUUUAAAUCUCUCUUUAGUUGUUCUGUGAUACAAAGCAAAGAGAUCAGUGUCUUCAAAGAUUUUGUAGCUUUUUUUUCUUAAACCAAAUUUUCAGAAAUGUGUAACGCAUCCAAAACAACAACCCCCCCAACAACCACUUCUACAACCAGAGGAACAACCCCCCCAACAACCACUUCUACAACCAGAGGAACAACCACUACAACAACCACCGCUACAACCAGAGGAACGACCCCCACUGACCUGCCCGCCACGGCCACUGGUCAGUCCGGGAAUGUCCGCCACGACUUUAUUUGCCACUUUGCCACCGUGGAGAUCUUCAUCCCCGUUUCAGAGGCACCAAACGCCGUGCUGCGGCUGAGAGACCCAAGCUGUGUCCUGGUCAACAACGGGACUCAUCACGUGAUCACGUUCCCCUUCAACUUGUGCGGGACGAGCGUGACCUCCUUCAAGGACUACUCGAUCGUGACCAACUACGUGACAGUGCACACGGACCUACACGUAUCCGCCCCUGUGGUCUUUGGAAACGAUUACAACAUCAGCCUUGAGUGUCAAGUGCCCGAACAUAUGGUAUUGGAUGGCUCUUUUCAGGCUGUCACAAAGGAACCGGCUCAACAAGUCAACGCCAACCCUCAAAUGGGCUUCCACCUGAGAGAAUACACAAGUGCCGACUAUACACAGGAAAUAACGAAAUAUCCAGUACAGGUUUCCAUAAACAAGGAGAUAUUUUUAGAAGUCACUCUAGCUGACGAAACAUCCAGGAACACUACCCUGGGGGUGAAGGUCAACGAGUGUCGAGCCACGCCCUCCCCUGACCCUCACGACUCCACCAGUUAUCUGCUGAUCAGAGACAGCUGCCCAGCUACACCAGCUGUACAUCUGCAAUCCAGCCCCAGCCCAGAGACUUACAGGUUCAGCGUUCAAACCUUCCACUUCUCCGGGAACACAAACACCGAUGACGUGGUCUACAUCCACUGUGACGUCAGCAUAUGUCACGAUGACAAGUGCGGGCUCAGGUGUGGCGCUUCCAGUGGCGCGCGCAGGAAGAGAAGGAGCGGGCUCAGCAAGAGGAGUGCACUCGGGUCGACUUUAACGUCUGGACCUCACAUCAUUGUCAAUGAAUCGGAAACAAAACAAUAAUAUGAUAAUUAGAGAUGUACUAUACUCUUGAAUACAAUGUAUUUUUUUUUUGCUGGCUUGCUUAACAUAAUCAGUUAAUUUUAAAACAUUGUAUAAAUAAAAUAUGAUGUAAUCAGAUAGAUUUAACUUAAUAACCGGAGCUUGUUUUUUUUUUAAUUUUCAAUAUUGGAGAAUAGAUCUUCAGUAAAAUUACUUAAAUCUCAAGACAUAGAGAUUGACUUUAUAAAAAUAUUUUACUUGUAAACCUAAAAUGCAUGUUUACACCUGAGUUACCUGCAGAGAUUAAACCUGUACAUAGUACAAAAUAAAGUGCUUUUUUUUUUUAA
Biomphalaria glabrata is the source of this 2405-nucleotide messenger RNA. Its product is annotated as oncoprotein-induced transcript 3 protein-like. Lineage: Eukaryota; Metazoa; Mollusca; Gastropoda; Planorbidae. The transcript has 10 exons. The record is from RefSeq and is a predicted model, not a curated record. Bases 1039 to 2079 code for a protein of 346 amino acids.